AUGGCUUCAUCCACCAUUACCUCCUCCUUCCUCUACACCCAAACCCCAACCUCAUCUCUCACCGAGAAACCCUCAUCUCUCAACCGAACCCUUAGCCUCAGAUCCAAACCAAAACACUCCCUAUCUGUAUCAGCCUCAGCAUCAGCAGCACCUUCACCUCCGCCCUCCUAUGACCUUAACGCUUUCAAAUUUGCUCCGAUCAAGGAGUCGAUUGUUUCACGCGAGAUGACUCGUAGGUACAUGACCGACAUGGUCACACAUGCCGACACCGACGUUGUCAUUGUAGGUGCUGGCUCCGCUGGUCUUUCAUGUGCUUACGAACUCAGCAAGAAUCCUAACGUCAAGAUCGCUAUCAUCGAACAAUCCGUCAGUCCUGGUGGCGGUGCUUGGCUCGGUGGCCAACUCUUCUCAGCAAUGGUUGUGCGUAAACCAGCACAUCAUUUCUUGGACGAGCUUGAAGUUGAGUAUGAUGAACAAGACGACUAUGUUGUGAUCAAGCACGCUGCUCUCUUCACAUCCACCAUCAUGAGCAAGCUACUAGCAAGGCCAAACGUGAAGCUUUUCAACGCUGUUGCUGCCGAGGAUUUGAUUGUGAAGAACGGAAGAGUCGGUGGUGUUGUCACAAACUGGGCUUUGGUUGCACAGAACCAUGACUCUCAAUCAUGCAUGGACCCUAAUGUUAUGGAGUCUAAAAUUGUUGUAAGUUCUUGUGGACAUGAUGGUCCUUUCGGAGCCACUGGUGUGAAGAGGCUCAAGAGUAUUGGUUUGAUUGAUACUGUUCCUGGAAUGAAGGCUCUUGACAUGAACACAGCUGAGGAUGCUAUUGUUAGGCAUACUAGGGAGGUUGUCCCUGGUAUGAUUGUUACUGGAAUGGAAGUUGCUGAGAUUGACGGUGCUCCAAGAAUGGGUCCAACAUUUGGAGCAAUGAUGAUAUCAGGACAGAAAGCAGCUCAUUUGGCUUUGAGAGCACUUGGACUUCCCAAUGUUGUGGAUUCUGCAGGAAAAAUCCACCCUGAGCUUGUCCUAGCUGCUGCUGAUAAUGCUGAAGUUGCAGAUGCUUAA
Vicia faba (fava bean) is the source of this 1062-nucleotide messenger RNA. The record is from the annotation of a GenBank genome assembly. NCBI's taxonomy places the organism in Eukaryota, Viridiplantae, Streptophyta, Magnoliopsida, Fabales, Fabaceae.